AGAGGAGCUCCAGCCCCCGCCUCCGGAGCUUCUCAUGGCGUCUCACCAGCAGACCAGGAUCCAAGCCUACCUGGAAAAGAAUAAGAUCGGUCCCCUCUUCGAGGAAUUGAUGACCAAACUGAUAACAGAAACACCUGACCAGCCAAUCCCAUUUCUAAUUGAUCAUCUUCAGUCGAAACAGGGGAACCGCAAUCCGCUUCAGAGGACCUUGUCUGGCUCUGCUGCACUUUGGGCAGAGAGUGAAACAUCAGAAAAUAAAGGAGCAAGGAGAGAUUUUAGAAGCUAUGAUAAACCUUGGCAGGUAAAUGCAAAAAAACCUAAAAAGUCAAAGAGUGACCUUGCCGUGUCCAACAUUUCUCCACCAUCACCGGAGUCCAAGUCAUUGCCAAGGUCAAUAGAUCAUCCUAAAUGGGAUUGGAGGACAAAACCGGAGAGCCAUGAUUUUGAUGAACUAAAUCAUAUUCUUCAAGAGAGCAAAAAACUUGGAAAAGCCCUUGAGAAUCUGUCUCACAGCAUUGCUAUUUCUGAUGAACUUGAUAAGGACACAGCGGCUUUUAACACCCCCCUUCUCAGACCUCGUGUGAUUGGAGAAUGGAUUGGUCGUGAAGAGAAUGAUGCAGACCCACUGGCUGCUGAGAUGCUGCAGCCACCAAUACCAAGAAAUAAAAAUGAGCAGUGGGACAGUGAGGAUAGCAGCAGUCCUGGAGGAAGCUUAAAAAUGGAGCCAAAGACCAAAGGAUUAAAACAACAACAGCAGCAACAUAAGAAACUGCUGGCUGCCAUGCUUUCUCAGGACUCCUUUGAUUCUGCUCAAAGCACAGCUCCAUCUGUAACCGAAGAAGAUAUUGACAAUGAAGAUGAUGCAAUGGAACUGCUUGAGGAUCUUGAUGAUCUAAGAAUGGAAGGAGUAACAAGUGUGAUGUCUUCCGGGAGCAAAUUCAAUCAAACUCGAAGCGCUUAUACAGCUGAGCCUCAAGCAAAGGUCACGUUGAAUAUCUGCGCAAGAUGUGCCAGAUUGCAAGGAGAGAAUUUGGCAGAAAGGCCAGAAGAUGUCUUCGUGGUAUCUCAAACAUCUGAACCAGUAGUCACAGACUCUGAUGCUCAAGCACCCGGGGCUGAAACACUUACAGAAGAUAUUGAUGAAUUUCAGAAUGUCUCUCAAGUGGCAGGAUCUUCUCAUACGGUUUGGACCCUGGAUGCCAUGGUUGCCAGACCAGGGGGUUCCCCAAGGCAGAAACUCUUAAAGGAUGCCUUAGCAGCAAAAGAACUUCAGACCAUGGAAAAACACCUAGCUGAUAUUGAGAAGGACCUAGCACUGUGGGAAGAAGCAAGGCUCUCAAGAAGCCCUAGUAUCCAGCAUCAUAGUUUAGUUACAUCUGACCGUCAAGGCAAUCUUCAAGCUACACAGGUCCAAAAUCCAAGGCCUCAGGUGCCAACUCAGAUGGGGAAGAGCAUUCAGCUCCAAGGAAACAAAUCACCACCACUGCCCACUAACAGCAGAACGCAGGUCUCCAGUGUUGCAAACAGCAGGCCUCCAACGCCUGGUGCACAAACCAACAGGCCAUCAACUCCAGGGAACAGACCUGUGACCCCAAAUAGCUUGCUGUCACGGCCUCUUACCCCUAGCAACCAAGGAAGUAGGGAAGGCAUCAUUAGUAUGCAAAGAAGCAGAUCUUUGACGUCUAAGAGCCAAAUGGGGAGGACCCUCAGCGCUGCUUCAGGGCUUUCAGUGCAAAUGAGUGGAGACAUUGUUGGAACUGUCACUACUCAGAGAAGCAGUUUAUCAGAAAUCUGUUUGUGGCAGGACGAAUUCUUACAACAGCUUCAGCUUGCUCAUCAACCUUGGAUAUUACCGAGUGACACAGAAAGCGAAGAAGUGGAAGCUGACCAAGACAAAUUGCCUCCUGCCCCUUAAGACAGUCAACAGCACCUCCCAGUUCAGUAUCAUCAGCAAACUUGCUAACGAUGCAUUCAACUCCUGCAUCCAGGUUGCUGCUUAAAUAGAUUGAACAGAAUUGGACCUAGGAUUGAGCCCUUUAGAACACUGCUGGUGACCAGUCGCCAGCCAUAUGUAGCUGUACUCACUAUAAUCCAUUGAGUUCUGCCCUUCAGCCAGUUCUUCACCCAGUGCACCAUGAACCCGCCCAUCCCACAGUUGGAGAACUUGUUCAGAAGGAUGCUGUGCAGGACAGUAUCAAAUGUCUUCUGAAAAUUCAGAUAAGCUACAUGCCUUGCCUUCCCUACAUCUACUAGGCAUGUGCCCUUAUAGUAGGAUGAUAUCAAAUUAGUUAAAUAGUUCUUCCUUUUGUGAACCCACAUUGACUGUGCAGUUAACCAUAGUGUAGUUAACUGCUACACCCUUUAUAGUAGGUCGAUGUUUCUUCUAAUAUAACUAAAGGAGUAGAACAAAAGCAGAAAUUAUAGAACUGCCACUGAUGGCAGAGAGAAGCUGCCAAUUCCUAGUUGUAAAGUGGAGAGACAGUAAGGGGCCUAGCAUACUUACUGGUGCCAGUGCUUGUAGGCAGAGCAGCUGGCAAGUUUACACAUCGUUUUUCACCCUAAAGUUAAUAAAUCUGCGUGGAUGUUGUGUGUGUGAUUUAGUGUUGAGGGGGCCCAAGAGUUCAUAAUUUACGAGUUUGAACAGAAGAGCUGCAAAAUUAAUCUUUACAAUAGCAACACCUGUUCUUUGACUCAGCUUUUAAUAAAUUAUAUGUGGAUAAUAUUUACCACAUUCUUUGACUACUUUGAGAUAAUAGCAGCCAGGUGUAAAGGUAGUUUUUGGUGGUGGGAAAACUAACAAUUGAAAAAGAGAAGCUAUGUGAGUCACCUUGAGUUCUUUUAAAUGAAUACCUGCUGGUUAGUGUUCUAUAAGAAAAAAAGAAUUGGGGAUAACAGUUUCAACUGUAGUCAGACGUAAGAGUAUAAAGAGGCUAUUUUCAAAGCCAGUGGUAGCUGAAAAGAAUUGGGUUCCUCUGGCAUCCCAGCAUCUUCCAAUAAACAUCAUUUGCAAAACAGGUUAGACAGCACACGUUUUCUUAUAGAGGUGAGAUCUAAGUUCUCAGUUCUUGUAAAUCAGACCUUAUUUUCUAAAUACUUCAGGCUCUCUGACAGCAUUUUUAAAAUUUAUCCUUAUCAGUAAGAUCCAAAGAUAACUAGAAGUCAAUAUUUUUAAAAUAUUUGUACAAAUUGUGUCAAAAUUUGAAAUCAAAUCAGCACUCAUAUAACAGAGUAGAAAUGAUUACAGCUUAAAAGAUUUGUAAUGUUACAGCAGUAAAGCAAAAAUUUAAGAAGCAUUGCUGAUUUUUUCAGCAUACUCUUUACUUCCUCCAUAUGUGCCUAAUUAAAUUUGUGGCCACGCAUCAGAGAGAGAAAGAUACAUGUAUAAUUUUCAUUUGAGAACAGGUCCCACAGGGACAGCUGGUUGGAAAUUUCUAAUGCAUUGCUAGCUUCCAAGAACCUUGAAAAGACAAAGACAGUCUUUUGGUAUAAUUUAGCCUCCUAUCUGUAGUCCCAACCUGCCCAAAAGCCUGAGUCUGCUUUCUUGGGUGCCUAACUCAAGAAGUAAACCACACAACAGGUUCCCCAGGUCUCACAGUCUUGCAGACAGAGUAUCCCUACCUGCAGUCAGUCCAUGUGUCAGUUGUACAUGAUAGGUGAAUAAUGUAGACUCUUAGUGAACUUGCUACUUGGUUAAUACAUAUUAGAUAUAUAUCUCUGUGUAUAUACAUUCCUUUGCCUUAAUCUGCUUCACGCAUGUCGGUUGGCAUACUGA
Molecule: messenger RNA, 3772 nt
Organism: Pezoporus flaviventris
Lineage: Eukaryota; Metazoa; Chordata; Aves; Psittaciformes; Psittacidae
Gene: CUNH8orf34
Product: chromosome unknown C8orf34 homolog
Exons: 14
Coding region: 35-1915 (626 amino acids)
Source: RefSeq, a predicted model, not a curated record